Messenger RNA from Mytilus trossulus (common blue mussel), 1116 nucleotides. RefSeq lists its product as uncharacterized. NCBI's taxonomy places the organism in Eukaryota, Metazoa, Mollusca, Bivalvia, Mytilida, Mytilidae. The coding region runs from base 1 to 1116 and encodes 371 amino acids. The record is from RefSeq and is a predicted model, not a curated record. The transcript is spliced from 2 exons.
AUGCGAGUCCAUGUGUUCGGAAACUCUCCGUCUCCAUCAGUUGCAAAUUAUUGUUUACGAAAGGCGGUUUGUAAUCAUGAAGGAGAAGAACAGUGUGACAACGUAUGUAAAUAUGUGAAAGAACACUUCUAUGUUGAUGAUGGACUUCUUUCUAGUGACAGUGAAAAAGACAUUGCUAGUCUUAUAAAAAGAACACAGGAGAGACUAAUGACGGGUGAAUGGGAUGAUCCAUUACCAGAAUAUUUGCUGAAUGAUUGGCAGGUCUGGAAACAAUCCUUAAAGGACUUAGAAACAUUAGAAAUCCGAAGAUCUUUCACUGAAACAUCUUUAGGCGACUGUUCAAAAUGUGAACUCCACAUCUGUUCAGAUGCAUCCAAAGAUGCUAUAGCCUCAGUAGCUUACAUUCGCACAUUCAAUGACAAUGGACAUUCUCAGUUGGGAUUCGUAUUAGGAAAAUCAAAAUUAGCACCUAACCAUGGUCACACCAUACCCAGACUUGAGUUGUGUGCAGCCGUUCUAGCAACAGAACUUGCGUCUUUCAUUCAGAAGACUUUUGAGAUACCUUCAUCUGCCACAUACUUUUAUACAGACAGUCAAGUGGUCCUAGGUUAUCUAUAUAAUGAGACUAGGCUAUUUUACGUGUAUGUCAGCAAUCGAGUUGACCGAAUUCUGAAGGUUUCUACAAAAUUGCAAUGGAACUAUGUGCCAACAAGCUACAAUCCAGCAGAUCAUGGUACAAGACCAUUGGAAGUUAACAGUCUAAGACAAUCAGAAUGGUUAAAAGUUCCAAACGCCUUUUUUGAGUCCCAGAAUUUAUCAGAUAGCACACUGUUUGAAGUCAUAGAACCAGAAGUCGACAAAGAAGUGAGAUCAUUAGUGGAAGUUAAAAAGACAUUUGUUAAGUCAUCGGGUCUAGACAUAAGUUUAUUUGAACAUUUUUCAACAUGGACAAGUCUUGUUAGAGGUAUCGCAUUUCUUAAACGAAAAGCUUCAAUUUGGCACAAAGAUGCGACUGAUGGAAAGAACAGUAAGUCUUGCGUCACCUUUAUGAAGGAGUCUGAGGAGUUGAUUAUAAAGGAGGUACAACAAGACACAUACUAUAAUAAGAUUAGCUGA